UUGGCAACGCUUUGCGUUUGAGACGUUCAGGAUCAUCGUGAUUUCUGCUGCUCAUCGUCAGCAUCGUGCCCUCUUCACCAGCUAUAGCAUCCAUUAAGGUUCACUGUUCUCUCGCCUCGGCUAUUUUGACCCUGAUUUACGUUUUUACACAAGUAUGCUGUUGAUGAGAAGUCGCGAAGGUCUUUCUGGGAGUACGGACGCCGAGGUCCCCAUUUCCCUCCUGUUCUUUCAAGCGUGACUGGAAGGCAGCGGAACGGCGAUGUAUGAGUGUACCAGGAGACAAUCGCCAAUGUUCUGGCUGAAGCUAGCAAGCUAAGGCCUUUUACGUGGACGGGAAGAAAUGCCGGAGCUGUCCAGGACGAUUCUUCCAGGCAUCAAGCCUCUUGGCGGCGUCGUAACCUCCCGACUGUGAACAGCAUCCGCCUUUAUUUGUGUUUUCUCCAUGAAGAUGCUGAUGGAGGAGCGUGUCUGACCAGGACUAGCUAGCUGGACGCUCACUCCGAAAGGGCCAUGAUACUGAGAGAAUGAUAAUGCUGGAAAAACAGAGCUCGACACAGGAGAUUGGAGAGGAAACUGAAGAGGACGCCGUCUUCACUAUCACACUGAGGAAGGUGCAACUUCACCAGUCUGCCAACAAGGGGCAGCGCUGGUUGGGUGUGGAGACGGACUCUGCUCUAAACCUCUAUGAAACCUGCAAGGUGCGAACCAUCAAGGCGGGCACACUGGAGAGGCUGGUGGAGUAUAUGUUAUCCGCAUUCAGGGGCAAAGACUCCACAUACGUCACUAUCUUCCUGUGUACCUACCGCACCUUUGCGACUACUAGACAGGUGCUGGACCUCCUCCUCCACAGAUAUGCCAAACUUCCAAACGUGCCUGCUGGCCCUGCACUCAAAGCAUCCCAGGACAACUGCAUAGAGCUUAGAAAUACCAUUUCAUCCAUCCUGGGUGCAUGGCUAGAUCAGUACUCAGAGGACUUCUGGACCCCUCCAAACCAUGAAUGUCUACACCAGCUCCUCUCCUACCUGCACCUCCACUUUCCUGGCUCAGACUUGGAGCGCCGUGCUUGUAAUCUGCUGGCCCACUUCCAGCGUCGACAGCAGUCUGAGCCUGACUCUAAUGGGGAGCACAUGGGCUGCCCUUUUGCCACGCAGGAAGAGAGUGGUUUUGAGGACGAGCUUCCUGUCUUCAGCUUCAUGUCCUUUGACCCCAUCAUGGUGGCAGAGCAGUUCACUCUCAUGGAUGCUGACCUCUUUAAAAAGGUGGUGCCCUAUCACUGCCUUGGUGCGAUCUGGUCUCAGCGGGAUAAGAAGGGGAAGGAGCAUCUGGCUCCCACCAUCAGAGCCACUGUGGCCCAGUUCAACUCUGUUACAAACUGUGCAAUUGCCACUUGCCUGAACAACCCUUCACUGAAGGCCAGCCAGAGGGCCAGGCUGCUGGAGCGGUGGAUUGAUGUGGCACGAGAGUGCCGCAUCUUGAAGAAUUUCUCCUCCUUACGGGCCAUCCUCUCUGCCCUGCAGUGCAAUGCCAUCCACAGACUGAAGAGAACCUGGGAGGAGGUAUCAAGGGAGAGUUUUCGAACUUUUCGCGAGCUCUCAGAAAUCUUCUCCGAUGACAACAACUAUUCUAUCAGCCGGGAGCUGCUGGUAAAGGAAGGAACUUCAAAAUUUGCAACUUUAGAAAUCAACCCCAAACGAGCACAGCGGAGACACCAGCAGCAGAGAGACCUGGGUGUGAUGCAGGGGACCAUUCCUUAUUUGGGGACCUUCUUGACGGACCUGGUAAUGAUGGACACAGCCAUGAAGGAUUACACAGAGGGUGGCCUCAUCAACUUUGAGAAGAGAAGAAAAGAAUUUGAGGUGAUUGCUCAGAUCAAACUGCUUCAGCUGGCUUCCAACAACUACAGCUUCACUCAGGACAGCCACUUCAGGGAGUGGUUCGCCAGUGCAGAAAAGCUCACUGAGGCAGAUAGCUACACUCUGUCUUGUGAAAUCGAGCCUUUGUCGGAGUCGGCCUGCAAUACACUGAGAGGCAAGAAGAAUGGAGGAAUCAUGAAGCGCUGGAGCGACCGGCAACUAACAGAGGCUAGCUGUAGCAGCACCAGCUCUCACUCCAAGUCUUUUGACCACUCACACUACAGGCCGCAUCAGGGAGGGGACAGCGGCGAUGCGCUCAGCGUCACCUCAGUCAGCUCCAGUGGCUCAGACCUGGAGGACGUGAACAGCAGCUUUCUGUCAGACUCACCAGAGGGACAUGAGAGAAAGACAUCGACUCCGUCAGUGAAACUGACCAUCUCUGUUUUUGGAAAAGACGCACAUGCAUCAGAUGCAACUUCCACGUUUUGGGAGUGCACCUCUCUGUCCUCCCUGGACACCUCCGGGAUUUCUUCCAGCUCUGGUUCUGGGUCGGGAUCCAGUAGCACCUCGUCCUCUUCUGUGUCAUCCUCCACACCACUAUCAGCCUCCCGUUCCCACAAACGUUCAGUUUCAGCUGCAUCAACCUACUCAACCUUGUCUCUGCCACUGUACAACCAGCAGGUGGACGACUGCUGCAUUAUCAGGGUCAGCCUUGAUGUGGAAAACGGAAACAUGUACAAGAGCAUCCUGGUAACAAGUCAGGACAAAACUCCGGCAAUCAUCAGAAAGGCCAUGAUCAAACACAAUCUGGAGAGGGAGAAGGCUGAGGACUAUGAGUUGAUGCAAAAGAUCUCUGAUGACAAAGAGCUUCGGAUUCCAGAAAAUGCUAACGUCUUCUACGCAAUGAACUCCACUGCCAACUAUGACUUUGUGCUCAAGAAGCGUGGCCCAAAUCGGCCCCUGCGAGCCAAAAACGUGUCCAGUUCCACACUGCCUCGCAUGAAACAGAAGGGGCUGAAAAUUGCUAAAGGAAUUUUCUGAGGGCAUUGUUACUGCUACACCCCACCACAGAAGAUAACAUUUUUGGAGAGAAAAGCGUAUCUAAGCCUGACUUAUUGUGGGUGAAGGAGCAGUUCUUCUGCACCAACUGAAGACUCUUUACACAUCGAGCUGGUCUCCAUGGCAACAAAACUACACUCAUGGAAAAAAAAAUUCUAAGUUGGGUACUGCUUGAACGAAGCGCUAUUUUUAAGAAAGCAUCUGACUUUCUGUUUCAUGGCAUUUUGUUUACAUAUUAACAUCACCUGAUCAUCUCCCCUUCCCCACUGGGGAUCACUGCAGCUUCCCGGAGCACUUCCAAGCAAAGGUCUUCUCCAAAAAUUGUCUCCUUUGGCUCCACUCUCACACUGAAAGUAUGUGAAGGGUGCAACAGGAGUCAAGUGUAACACGUAAAACGUUGGACCGACAACUUUGAGACAGCUGAAAAACAGAAACUGUAAAUAUCCACAUUUGUGCAGUCUAUGUGGACCAUGUGACAUUGGCUUUUGUCUACACUUCAGCCAAUAGUUUUAUCUUAUAAGGAGCUCCAUCUCCCCCUUUUCUUCUUACUUUUUCUUUUCUUUAUUCUAUUCCAAGCUGUGAGCUGCCGUUUUGCAACAAAUUCUAUCAUAAUUUGUGUCUUUCAGCAGAGAGAUCUUGGAAAGAAGAUUUGCUUAGAAAGGAGAUUAUAUUAUGUUAUUCUUUUUUUCAAGCUUAAUUAGUGACUUAAUCAGUAUUGGAUUUGUUGGAAACGUAGUUUGAAAUUAUUCCUGAUCAAAAAAAUUUAAAAAUGAUUUAAACCACAAGAAGUCAUAAAAUAAAAUGUCAAAUAAACACUUCAGAUUUUACAGCUGAAACAUUUACGAAAAUGACGAGUCUUCUUUUAUUUUAAUAUAAAAACAAGAAAGUUUCUAGAAAACCAUUUAAAAACAAAAUAUCAUAAAUAUUUAGAGACCCUGUUUAACUAACCAGUCAUUAAAUCUUAACUUUUAUAACAUUUUCCAUUUUAUUCUAAUCAUUUAAUAUGUAUCUAAUGUCCUUCUCAUUAAAUGAACAUACAUCAUCAGCUUCCUAAAGCAGCAAUUUGUAUGACUGUCUUCUUGUUGGAGAAAAUGUGAUGCAAAUUGAUGGGAAGAGGUGGAUGAUGAGCGCUUGUUGAUGAGCCCUUGUGACGGGCAUUCCAGAAGAGCAUCAGUCACCUGUGAUGCCAAAUGGCAAAUGAUGCCCUUGGUUAUGGUGGGGGUGGAUCAGGGACGAGUCUCAGCGGUAGGCUUAUGUGAUGAGAGACACCUGUGAUUGCUGCAUAAACAUUAAGCAUUUGUUUGGGACAGGCACUUUUGAUGAGCAUUACACAAUUUUGACCGGUCCUAGUGGCAUGUGUCUGGUAAGGAAGUUUAUGAUGGGUUUUUUUGGUGGGCUGUCUGAAACAGUCAUGAUGGACCAGAGGCUUUCGUCAUCUAUCCACAGAGAACAUUACAUCUUUCUUACUGAUACCCCCCAUGCCAAAAACUUCAGAUUGAAAUAGCUUUUAGCUACUCAUGCUGUGUUUUCUGGCCCUUUGUUGAACACUGUGACCCCCAGCCCCUUCCUUUUCUGAAAAGUUAUCUAUCAUUCACUGUGGACUAAAUGUCACUUCUUGUUCUGAACACCUCAGUCUGUCUGUGAAGUAGAAAUGCUUCAUUUGUCAUUAGCCACAGGCCUGGGACAAAAGAGAACAAAAAAUGCUUGGCGUUCCUAUGGGGUGUGUUCUUAUUGUUGUAUUUUCUGGAAAUGACAUGUGGGCAUUAUAAAGGAAAUAUUUUCCCAUCUGCAGAUGAAGCUAAAAUGCUAAAGUUAAAUUCAGCCAAAACUUGUUCUUCAGUGCUCCAACCACACAUAUCAGCUGAGUUUUUUUUCAUGCUCGCCAUUUUUCAGUUCAGCCAUCAUUUCAUGUAUGCGUCAUAUUUUCGGUCUUCUCUCAUGUCAGGAGUCACUUCUUUUCAUUAGGACCUUAAAUUCCUUAUUAAGGGCAGUUCAAAGACUCAUCUCUAAGUUGGCUGAGAAACACUGCAGCUUGUCUAUUUGAAAUUUAAAUGUGAUAUUAUUUAAUGUGACUAACCAACUGAUGUGUUCCUAACAGAUACCCACCCUUACAGUAUCUCCUGGAGCUUCAUCUCAGAGAUUGUCACCCUGGGAAGGGGGGGGGGGGACUAAAUUCUGUGUGUGUGUGACUUUUUUAAUAUGACAUACAGCUUUCUGGACUCGGUUGUGUACCAUGCCAGUCAUUCUUCGAGGGAUUACACCUCUUUCAGAUUUUUUUUUCCAGACAACAUCACAGCGAACAGCUCUGUGGAAAAACUGUAAAGGCCGUAUAUUUAUUGAUUUUUGCAAAAAAAUGUUUUUUUUGUUGUUUUUUUUUUGCAUUGUACAUUAUCUUAUCUUUUGGUUAUAAAUUAAUAUAUUCAUGUACAUAUGAAUAAACAUCAAAUUUAUUUAAAAA
Oryzias melastigma (Indian medaka) is the source of this 5370-nucleotide messenger RNA. Its product is annotated as ral guanine nucleotide dissociation stimulator. The coding region runs from base 525 to 2894 and encodes 789 amino acids. Gene Ontology annotation, biological process: Ras protein signal transduction; positive regulation of GTPase activity. The transcript is spliced from 19 exons. The record is from RefSeq and is a predicted model, not a curated record. Gene Ontology annotation, cellular component: plasma membrane. Lineage: Eukaryota; Metazoa; Chordata; Actinopteri; Beloniformes; Adrianichthyidae. Gene Ontology annotation, molecular function: guanyl-nucleotide exchange factor activity.